Neopsephotus bourkii (Bourke's parrot) is the source of this 576-nucleotide messenger RNA. Its product is annotated as regulator of cell cycle RGCC-like. Gene Ontology annotation, molecular function: protein kinase activator activity; protein kinase binding. The record is from RefSeq and is a predicted model, not a curated record. Bases 91 to 396 code for a protein of 101 amino acids. Gene Ontology annotation, cellular component: cytoplasm. Gene Ontology annotation, biological process: regulation of cell cycle. The transcript is spliced from 5 exons. NCBI's taxonomy places the organism in Eukaryota, Metazoa, Chordata, Aves, Psittaciformes, Psittacidae.
GCCCAGCACCCGGGGCGGCCCCGGGACUAAAACGGCCUCGACCGGCGGAACUCGCGCUGCCGCCGCCCGGACCGGAGCGCGCCCGACGCGAUGGCCGACGAGCUCCGUGACCUGCUGCGGGAGUUUGAUGAGGUGAUGGAGGACUUUGACAGGGGCCCCACGCGUCAGUACGAGCAGCAUCUGGAGGAGCUGAAGAGGAAAGCAGGGACCAGGGUGUACGACAGCGGCAUCGAUGAGCUGCAGAGUACCAGCACGUCCCCAGGAAGCAGCCUCAACUGCAGUGAGGAGGACCUUAACACCCCGGCCAGUGCUUACCCCUCCAAAGCAAAGCUUGGUGACACGCAGGAGCUGGAGGAGUUCAUUGCAGACCUGGAUAAAGUGCUGGAAGAGAUGUGAGAUGUGGUUUCGGUGGUGACUUUGGAGACGAGAACCUGCAGCAGAUGAGCCCCGUGUAUUCCUGAUACACCCUCUGCUUCUGCGCCCCUACUGCCCCACUGCCUGCAGGGUGACCCCCUGUGCCAGCCACCACAGACUGCCCCAGCUAUGGGGACCCUGCUCCACUGCUUCAGGACUCUG